AUCUUUUACUAUUCUCUAUUCUGUAUUAUUUCCAUUUUCAAUGGCUUGUUCAAUUUCAGUUCAAACCCUUUUACUUACUCCCAAACUACAUUCACCUUCUUCCAAUUUUUUUCCAGUUCUUGAAAUUAACAAAAACGAUAAAUUUCGAAAUAGAAAGAGGAAAGUUAUCAAAAGAUGCAGAGCAAUGGUUCAGCAGACUGUACAAGGACCUUCGGCUGCUUAUGCUAAGGAAAUGGAAAGGCUCUCUGCUAAAGAAUCUCUUCUUCUCGCUUUCAAAGAUGCUGGGGGAUUUGAAGCUUUAAUCACAGGAAAAACAACAGAGUUGCAAUGCAUUGACGUGAAUGAAAGAAUUGUUAGCCUUGAACGACUCAAUCCAACGCCUCGACCAACAACGUCUCCUUAUCUAGAAGGUCAGUGGAAUUUUGAGUGGUUUGGAUCGAGAAGCCCAGGGUUCCUUGCGGCUCGCUUUUUGUUUGAGAGGUUUCCUUCAGCAUUGGCAAACUUAUCAAAAUUGGAUGUGAUGAUCAAGGAUGAAUAUGCAAAUAUUGCUGCAAAUAUGAAAUUAUUGAACUUGAUAGAAAGCAACUUUAUUCUUUCCACCAGGUUAUCUAUUGAGGGGCCAAUGCGAAUGAAAGAGGAAUAUGUUGAAGGGAUAUUUGAAUCUCCAAAAAUUUACGAAGAAAACAUACCUCAACAAUUGAGAAGUGUUUUUGUUCAAGCAGCUAGCACAGUGCAACAACUUCCUGUUUCUAUUAGGGACACUAUGGCCAGUGGAGUCAAGAUUCCUCUUGGUGGAACAUUUCAGAGGCUUUUUUUGAUUUCUUAUCUGGACGAAGAGAUCCUGAUAAUAAGGGAUACUGCUGGAGUACCUGAAGUCCUUACAAGAUUAGAUGCCGCACCAUUGCCCUUGGCGGAUACAAUAACAGAAUAUGAAAGUUGAAGGCGUUUAAAUUGCAUUGAGGAGUAUAAUCACAAUUAUCUCGACCACCUUGACUAAGGGGAGAAAAACACUGCUGCUCUGGCUUUCCCUUUUUCGUUUUCCUCCAUUUUUGUUUCCCUCUUGUUUCUGUAAUAAUACAAAUUGACUGAUUUAUUCUAUCUUUGAAAGAAUUUGUAAAACUUUCCAUUUUUAUAAAUGCCAUUCGCAUAGACUUGGGAGUAGUUGAUUUUGCUUGUU
This is a messenger RNA of Olea europaea var. sylvestris, 1177 nucleotides long. RefSeq names its product probable plastid-lipid-associated protein 13, chloroplastic. The transcript has 7 exons. The coding region runs from base 41 to 940 and encodes 299 amino acids. NCBI's taxonomy places the organism in Eukaryota, Viridiplantae, Streptophyta, Magnoliopsida, Lamiales, Oleaceae. The record is from RefSeq and is a predicted model, not a curated record.